Heteronotia binoei (common prickly gecko) is the source of this 2871-nucleotide messenger RNA. It is a transcript of the gene NOA1, whose product is annotated as nitric oxide associated 1. Gene Ontology annotation, molecular function: GTP binding. The coding region runs from base 32 to 2125 and encodes 697 amino acids. The record is from RefSeq and is a predicted model, not a curated record. NCBI's taxonomy places the organism in Eukaryota, Metazoa, Chordata, Lepidosauria, Squamata, Gekkonidae. The transcript has 8 exons.
UGCCUGUCUCCCUGUCCGCGCGGCGGUGGCGAUGAACGGGCUAAGGCGAGCGUUGGGGCUGGGCCUCAAGGGCGGUUGCCGUCGCUGGCCCGUUGGAGGCCCGCGGGCGGCCCCCGGCGGCUUCUCUACCGUCCCGAGCGUGGAGCGGCCAAUGAGGCGCCGGGGGGCAGGGGCUGUCAUAGCAACAACCGCGAAAGACCCGCGUGAGGAACAGGAGGAGUUCGUGUUCCCCGAGUACGCCCCGGAGGAGCCGGACGCCGAGAAGCUGUUGAGGCGGGCAUUCGAGGAAGAAGAGGAGAAGGAGGCGAUCCCGCGGGUGCCCCGGGAACCCGGUCCGCUGCAGGCUCCCGACGACUUCCGUCCGAAGCCGCCCCGGCGGAGGAGGCCCCACAAGGCUCCGGGGACUUCGGACCCCUCGAUACCGUCGAGCGGGGUGAGCUGCUCGGGCUGUGGCGCGGAACUACAAUGCCGGGACCCUGCUUUGGCCGGGUUCCUGCCCAGCACCAAGUACCUGAGCCUGUUAGGGGAGCCGCCCCAACAACAAGGCAAAGAGCAGGGGAAGGCCCAAGCUGGGGAACACCCCGAGAAGACUCUGGAGGAUGCCAUCUGCCAGCGCUGUUGGUUGCUGAUCCACCACCAGCAGGCUUUGCGGGUGCAGGUGACCCACGAGGAGUACCGCAGCGUGGUCAGCGACGCCGUGCGUAGCUCUCUCCGCCAUGGCCGCCCGCCCCUGGUGCUCUGCAUGGCGGAUGUGCUGGACCUGCCCGACUCCCUCCCACCUGAUCUCCCUGAGCUGGUGGGAGACCAAGCCAAUAUCCUGGUGCUGGGCAACAAGGUGGACCUGCUGCCUGGCGAUUCGCCUGGGUACUUGAAGCGCCUCCAGAAGCGCCUGCUGGAGGCCUGCGCCCGUGUCGGCUUGAGCCAGCACCGUGGAGGCCCAAACCAGCGAGUGGUUGAUGUGCACCUCCUCAGCGCCAAGACGGGCUACGGGGUGGAAGAGCUGAUCUCCAAGAUGCAGCGCUCUUGGAAGUUCAACGGGGAUGUGUACCUCGUAGGGGCUACCAACACUGGGAAGUCAACCCUCUUCAAUACGCUGCUCCAGUCAGACUACUGCAAGUCCAGAGCCUCAGAUGUUAUCAGCAGGGCAACCAUUUCUCCUUGGCCAGGAACUACUUUAAACCUGCUGAAAUUCCCAAUUAUAAAUCCUACACCUUACAGAAUAUUCAGAAGAGAAGAAAGACUAACAGCAGAUGCAGCAAAAACUGAGGAAGACCUCACUGAAGAUGAGCAGAAUCAUCUGAAAGCCCUCAAGAAGCAAAGCUACUUGAUUGGAAGAGUUGGAAGAACCUUUAAUCUCUUGCAGAAGUUGAGAAAAAACUACGAGAUCGACUUUGAUGCCGAGGCGCUCUCUUUCGGUUCUGAGGAAGAACCUGUGGUUCCAUCCAAAACCACCAAGAAAGCUGAACUCUCAUACAAUGAAGUGAAAGACGCCCGCUGGUUUCAUGACACACCAGGAAUUAUAAGAGAAGGCUGCGUUUUAAGCCUCCUAAAUGAAAAGGAAGUCAAGCUUGUCUUGCCAACCUACGCCAUCGUUCCAAGGACAUUUAUCUUGAAACCUGGGAUGACCUUGUUCCUGGGUGGAUUGGGGCGCAUUGAUUAUGUACAGGGAGACCGGUCCUCUUGGUUUACCGUUGUGGCCUCUAACCUGUUGCCCAUACACGUCACGCUGGUCGAGAAAGCUGAUGACAUCUAUCAGAAGCACGCGGGCCAUAAGUUGCUGAAGGUCCCCAUAGGAGGCGAAGAGCGAAUGAAAGAUUUUCCGCCGCUUGUUCCUCAAGAUGUAAUGUUGGAAGGAGCCGGUGACGCUGAGGCAGUGGCUGACAUCAAGCUUUCAUCUGCUGGCUGGGUUGCCGUCACAGCUCAUUCUAACACCAAACUACAUCUAAGAUGCUACACUCUGGAAGGGACAGCACUGACCAUACGGAAACCACCUCUGCUGCCGUACAUUGUUCAGAUCAAAGGGAAACGUGUGAGAAAAAGCGCAGUCUAUAAGACUAAACAACCUCCUCCCUUUGUGGAGAAUUUGGACAAGAAUGUUAAAAAAUCGGGGGAAACUGGCAUCUAAACGACCAGCUUGGAGUCCUUUCCGUCUGAUUUCCUUCACUUUGGUGAACGUUACUGGAUGAGGAAGGAUGGUCUCAGAUAAAACUACAGCAAGCUUUGUACACAGAGAAACAAGCCAUGGAUGGCUAUUGACCUGUAGUGGGCAGAAACAUCAUCGAGAAGGCAGGCAGCAUCUGAACAGCCUUAUUGUGGGGGAGGGGAAUAUCUUCUGCUUUCCUUUUUCCAUUAUGCAUUGCAUAGGAACUGACAGAUCUAGCAAAACACAUGCAUUUUCAGUAUUGUGUUUCACAUGGCACUUUGCAAAUGGAGUCCCAUUGCCUUCUGAGAACUCAUUCCUUGCUGCAGAAAUGACUGGACCUGGCUGUUAAAAAAAAGGGUAGAUGGGUGUCCAGGGAACUGUGGGGUGAAAUCCAGAAGUUAAGGAAUGGGGAGGCAAAGCCAAGAUCCAAAAAGGAGUAUGAGAGUGCAGGUGGACCCAAAGGGCUUCUGUUUCACAGCAGGUGAAUCAUUAUCAGCUCUGGCCACUGUGAGAAUGUGAGGCUUAAACUGAGCAUGACAGCAGCUCAGGCGAAAGCACCUUUGCCUAGGACUUUCCAUUUGCAAGUGACUGAGUCCCAUGGGGAAACCAUGCUUGCCUCAGCCAGUGUCACACUGAGUCAGUUCCGAAGGCCGAGCUGUGUUUUACUUUUGAAUUGUGAUUGCCCUCGAAUAAAAAUGGACUUCCAGAAGGAAGUAUUUUGGAAUAUA